UACUACUUGACACAACAUGAGAUUCUCCAAAACUUCAUUCUCUCUUGUUUGCCUCUCCGUUUUAUUACAUCUCUGUUUGUUUCCAAUCUCCGAAGCCCAAAACUCACAACAAGACUACCUCAACGCUCACAACGUGGCUCGUGCAGAGGUCGGAGUGGCGAACAUAAUAUGGGACGACACGGUGGCAACCUACGCCCUCAACUAUGUCAACUCCAGGAAGAGUGACUGCAACCUGGUCCACUCCGGCGGACCUUACGGCGAGAACCUUGCGAAAGGAAGCGGUUCGUUCACCGGCACGGCAGCUGUGAACCUGUGGGUGGCGGAGAAGCGGUACUACAAUCACACGUCAAACUCUUGCGUGGGAGGGCAACAGUGCCUGCAUUAUACUCAGGUGGUCUGGAAAAACUCGGUUCGUGUGGGAUGUGCUAGGGUUCAGUGCACCAAUGGCUGGUGGUUCGUUUCAUGCAACUAUGAUCCUCCCGGCAAUUAUAUUGGCCAACGUCCUUAUUAAUUUGUAUAUGUUCAUCAGGAACGUAAUAACCUUGAUCCAUGUUUUUAAUUGUUCAUAA
Molecule: messenger RNA, 569 nt
Organism: Prosopis cineraria
Lineage: Eukaryota; Viridiplantae; Streptophyta; Magnoliopsida; Fabales; Fabaceae
Product: pathogenesis-related leaf protein 6-like
Exons: 1
Coding region: 17-511 (164 amino acids)
Cellular component (GO): extracellular region
Source: RefSeq, a predicted model, not a curated record